GGCUUCUCGAGUUCUGGAUUCUUUUCAGAUCCUCUGUACAUAUUCACUUGAUCAGCCAAGUCGGGAAUCAUUCUUUAUCUCAUUACUUGUACCAUCUUUAUACAUUGAAACUCUAAGUAACGAAGAGUUCAUUUCUACUACAUGAACCAUGGAGUUAAAUACUACCACUGAAGUCUCUCAUAUAGACCAAAAAUUACCUAGACGGAUGCCUCCACGAUUGUCUACGCUUUUAACAAAUGAAUUCGAAGGAUGCGCAAGUCUUCCAAGAGAAGGGCGUCCCGACCGUCCCGUGAUAUUCCAUUUCAUGAGACAUGGACAAGCACAUUCCAAUGUCGGAGAUUUCGAGAAGCGUGCCCAGAUUUGUGAUCCUAAGCUCACAUUCGACGGAAUAAGACAGUGUGAACAAGUUAGAACUGUUCUGAACUCAAAUCGCAACAUUCGGCAGAUCUUUUGUUCUCCGAUGACCCGCGCUAUCGAAACCACCUUAAUUACGUUCAGAGAUGUAAUGAAAUUCUCGAUGGAAAAUUCAGACAUCCAAACCACGGCCUGGGAUGCACUUCGUGAAUGGGGCUCCAUCCCCUGUUGCACAGGCAGUCCAAUAGCCAAGCUACAAGAAGAGUUUGGCCACAAAAUGGACUUCAGUCUCAUCAAGCCUGGUUGGGAGCACAACAAAGAGAUUUUCGGCGAUAUAUCUCGGGCUGAUAAGGUCAAACAAUCGCUCUUCAAAAUCGCUAAGAACGUGCAAGAAUUGACUCGUCUUGGCGUGAUAUAUGAUAUCAGAGACGGUAGCUUCUCGAUACGUGGCCAAUAUUAUGCGCCAUACGAGAUUGUAAUUGUGUCACAUGGUGGAUUUUUGGAAACGAUGUUGGAAGCAGAAUUGGGUGGCAAAGCCUCUAAAUUUCCUUUUAGAAAUUGUUUCCACAAUGCGAACUUGAAGUCUUUCUCUUUCGAAACCAUCAAUGGUCCCGGCGGCGUUCGAUACGGAUUGGCCGAAACUAAAGAGAGCAAGAUGAGGAAAUAUUCUCGUAACCCGAUACCCCUAGGCUGAAGUGUGCUAUCGCAGGCUCAACGAAGGAUAUUAAUUGCACGUAUGAUUCGAAGAGUACUAUUAAUGAUACACAAGAGGCUUUAAAGAGGCUUUAAUAGCGAUAUCGAGAGUUUCAAGCACCUCAACGCUAUUGAAAUUAGCGGUGGAUAGAAGACUACAAUAGCCUGGUUAUUUUUUUUUUUUUAGCACAUGUAAACAAAAUAAUAUGAUCUAAAGCA
Botrytis cinerea B05.10 is the source of this 1266-nucleotide messenger RNA. RefSeq lists its product as hypothetical. Gene Ontology annotation, cellular component: cytoplasm. Bases 149 to 1048 code for a protein of 299 amino acids. Gene Ontology annotation, molecular function: phosphatase activity. Lineage: Eukaryota; Fungi; Ascomycota; Leotiomycetes; Helotiales; Sclerotiniaceae. The record is from RefSeq and is a predicted model, not a curated record. The transcript is spliced from 4 exons.